Necator americanus (New World hookworm) is the source of this 2985-nucleotide messenger RNA. RefSeq lists its product as uncharacterized. The coding region runs from base 1 to 2985 and encodes 994 amino acids. The record is from RefSeq and is a predicted model, not a curated record. Lineage: Eukaryota; Metazoa; Nematoda; Chromadorea; Rhabditida; Ancylostomatidae. The transcript is spliced from 24 exons.
AUGCCAAAUUUCUUGUCUUAUCAAUGGGCCGGCAGCACAUCACGAAUAAAAAAUGAGUUAAAAAAGCGAAUAGAAACGCUGGAGAAAGAGCUAGGCGAGCUUAAGGCGGCGUCUAUUGUGUCAAAUUUACAAUGGAAUGGCACUGCUCCAGAUGAGAUAGAGCAAUGUUGCGAGGUGCUUGCUUCGAUUGAGACACAAACCAGUAGGUUAUGCAAACAAGUUGAGAAGAUUGAUCAAGCGCAGAGGGACGAACGCAGACGCUCGCUUUCCAAGGAUAGUAGUGCAACAAUAAUUGCUGAACUAGCCAAUCUUCUGAAUGAACUGAAAAAUAUCCACACAAUAAUGGACAAUAUCAAACCGGGUUGUUCAUCAUUGGCAAGAAGAUCUCCGUUGAAAGAAAGUGCACUCCCAUUUGCAAACGAAUGUGCAAAGUGCGCUGAAAAUGAGAAGGUUAUCGAAGAACAACAGAACGAAGUCGUCUUCUACAAGAAAAAGAACAAGGAUUUAACCAAUCAGAUCCUCCAAACUGAAGACAGAUGGACGAUUGAAAUAGAAAAACAAAGGCAAAUCUUUGAGAACGAAAUCAAAAGUCUUAGUGUGCGAUUAGCUGACUCUAAACGGCAGUUGGAGGAACAAAGCCAAAUUCUGCAAUCGAAGAGUCUAAACUUAAUAGAAAAAACCAGAUCAAUGGAGGAACAGGAAGAGCGAUGUAACCGAUUGCAACACGAAUUAGAAGAGCAGAAGAAAGAGAAACAAGAAUUAGAGCAGAAUCGAAGGUCUGUUCGCGAAUUCGAGAUCAAGUACAAAAAACUUGAGAGUAUAUUUGAACAAGAAAGGGAAAAAAUGAACGGUGAACGAAGUCGUGCGAAAAUUGAAGUCACUACUUUGAAGAAGAUCGCUGAAGACGCCGAAGAAUUACUAAGGACAACUGCACAAGAACUGAAGGUAAAGGAAUCAACCUGGAAGACAGACAGAGCCAACUUAGAGCGAGAGAUAGCAUCAUUGAAAAAACAAAUGCUAGCAUCCAGAAAUGGAGAAAGAAGUGAACAUGAAGACAAAGUUUCAUUCAUCAAAGCAUCUCUACAUGAUUCCGAGACAGACGAUCCACCAAGUUUGGCUCGACAUGAAAGCGACAAUAUCACAGUUAUCGAUCUGAAAAAAAAACUAGCUGUGUACGAGAAAAAGUGCACCGAUUGCGAAAGCAAAUUGGAGGAGAUGAAAAUUGCAAAUACUGACUUGCUAGAUCAACUGAAUAAAGCAAGGCAGGGAUGGCAGAAGGACAAGGAGGCUCAUCAGCAUAAGUUACGUCAAACAGAAAAGAUACGAAUAGUUGAAAUGGACGCCCUACAACAGAAAUUUUCCAGUCGAAUGCGAAUAAUGGAGGACACAAACAAGUCUCUACACUCUCAGCUGGUUUUGGCUCGACGAGAACGAGAUACUCAUAAGGAAACAAUAGCAAGUUUUGAACGCAAGUUGUUAGAAGACCGUAAGGAGCACGACACACGAGAUACCGAAAUGCAAAGAGCUCAGGAGAAGAUCAAAGACAUGCAAAAAUCUCUGUCUGAUGUGCAAGCUGAGCUAGAACGAGCUAAUACGGAUUUGCGCUUGACCAAGGAAGCACGAAAGGCUGAUCAGAUCCUUUGGAAAAUUGAUAGAGCACGUGGUCGAAGCGAAAAGCUUUCGGAUGAAGACGUACAAGCCAUGGAGCAACUCCAAACCAAGUUUCGUGAUUGCGAGAAGUUUUAUGUUAGGGAAACGGAACGAUUGACUGAGAAACUGAAAGUGAUGAGCCAGGAGUUCAAGAAACAAAGGAACGCCCAUGAAAGGAUUGUUACUGAGUUGCGAGAACAUGUGCGAGUUCUGGAAAUAGAGCAACGCAAUCUGAGUCUCAAAAAAGACAGCCAAACAGCAGCCAGUGAAAUAUUGGAAGCGGGCGCAGCAAAACUGCAACAGGCCGUUCAUUUAAAUGAGCUGCAGAGGUUGACGAGAAAGUACAGGCUGAGCAGCAUCAUUGACCAGCUGCAGUUCGUAACCGAUCCAAUUCGACGAAGCACCAGAUCGGAUGUUGAUAGUAAUCCCGAUGGAAUAAAAUAUAUCAUUAACCAGUUGAUCACUAUCCGAGAUGAAGAUGCCCAAGCCCUCGUGCCUAACGACGAUCGCAGCGCUUCGAUACAAACAUUCGCAGACAAGAACGGUUAUACACCGUCGUUAAGCGAAUAUGACGGUACAUACGAUAAUGUCAGUCAAUCCUCACUAAGCAUUAGAUCUGUAGCCAGUAUGCCCGUCAGAAGCACAGUUAGCAGUGACACUCGCAUUGGCAUCGAAAGGUAUGGGCGCCACAUAUCCAGAAGACCAUAUCCGGAUCAUACACUAGAAGAACGCGACGAUGAUUCCAAUAAAGGAGUUGAUACCGAUGAGCGAAGCGUACCUGUUCCGCAUACAGUGCCUCGAACAUCGUCCUUCGAACAAAACAAUGAAAACGGAACUUACCCUCACAGAGCCGGAACGACAAAUAUACUUUGCCGCGUAAGACGCGAGGAACUUGCACGCGGUGGUCAACCCUCUGUAAGACUUAUGGCACGAGCAUUUGAAGCCAUCGAUAACUGUCGUCCUCCCGAGAAACAGUUCUUUUUUGGCAUGAGAAAAUCACGUUCAGUUGAAACCACACACAGCAGGCAACCAGUCAAGGUGGACACUCCAAGUACACUUAAACAUAGCAUCAGCAAUGUUGAUGUGGAAGAAGCAUCACCGUAUGCUACGCUUCCACGAGGAGGCCGUAAUCCUUUCAAGAAUAUGGGGUCGAAGCUAGUUGAAAGAGUGAGGAGAAGCUUGUCACGAUCGAGUCGACAGAGCAAUGAACAUACUGAAACAACAGAUACAAAAGCGGACAAGAAUCCAGCCAAAGCGGAUAAGAGUUCCGCCACUCUCAAGAAGACGAAAAAACGAUCAGCGGAAGCAAAAGCCCGGAAAACAAGCGGAGGAUGA